This is a messenger RNA of Stylonychia lemnae, 987 nucleotides long. The record is from the annotation of a GenBank genome assembly. Lineage: Eukaryota; Ciliophora; Spirotrichea; Sporadotrichida; Oxytrichidae.
AUGACUGACAAAAUAAUGUCCCUCAUGCUUUUCUUUCUUAAUAUCACCCUUAUUUGUCAUAUUAUUUUCUAUUCAUUGCGUAUCGUGUCUAUGACAGAUUAAGAUUUUGAUGUUGGCUAUUGUGGGGGUGCCCUAAUAUCAGUCAUGCCGGUAUUCUUUUUCUCAAUUGCAGUCCUUUUCAAUAUUAACAAAUGGAUUUAUUUCUUAUUGAGGAUUCAGGAAGCGAUCAAUCAAGAUGGAGAAGAAUUUAAGAGAAACAUGAUCAUUCUUAAAUUUAUAAUUGCAGGGAUCAUUACUGGCAUCAUAAUCUCAUACGUAGUCCUAUUUUCUGAAUCAUAUUUUUAUAUGAAUGUUCGCAUUAAGCUGUGGGUAACAGUUUGCAUAUUAUCUUUCACAUUGCUGCUUAGAGGUAUCCUAAAUACAAUUAGAGUUGCCGAUGAAACUGAGCUCAGUAAAGAAUUAGAUGAAAGCUAAGAAUAAAAUACCUAUUUUGGUGCCAUUUAUGACACCUUUAUGUUCAUUUUUACUGAUAUGGUACCUAUACUUUCUCAGCUGCUUUCAAUGAUAUUUGGGCUUAUUAGAUCUAAUAAUCAAAACUAAUAUUUUGAUAACAACAAAAAACGCAUAAUUAAUGAUUCUGAUCAGGAAUAACAGGCUUCGCAGCAAUAGACUUAACUUUUGAGGACAAGGGUGCCUGAAAUGGAUUCAUUUGCUACUCUCACAAGCUUUCAGUCAUUCUUUGAUCCACCUAUAAAUGAGUAUGGCCGAGUAAACUAUAUAAGUAAUUUCCCUAAGAGUUCUGAUCAAUUUGGAGUACUUAGAAUGAACAGAGAUCAAGAAUCUAGCAAAAAGAAUUCACUUUAGUCUACUGGAGGUAAACAUAACAUGACAAAUCCUACUAGUAAGAGUAAUUAAGAAAGGACGAGUAUCCUUACCAGAUUAUUCAAGAAAAAUACACUAGAGAGCACGAAUAUAGAGGUUUAGUGA